Molecule: messenger RNA, 1626 nt
Organism: Exophiala viscosa
Lineage: Eukaryota; Fungi; Ascomycota; Eurotiomycetes; Chaetothyriales; Herpotrichiellaceae
Exons: 1
Coding region: 1-1626 (541 amino acids)
Source: RefSeq, a predicted model, not a curated record
AUGUCAUCAUAUCAUGGUGGCAAUGACAUGCCCCACGGGGCCUCUGUCACUUCGCCUGUCCUCAGUGAGGCACAGAGCCAGCUCGGACAAACCGAGGAAAACCACGCCAGGACACAGCGGGAUCUGCAAAAUCUGAUGCGAAUCCGAGCAAGUACGCAGAUGUCCACAGCGCAGUACGAGCAAAUGGAAAGAGAGAUUGCACGUCUCCAGCAGGAGCUGAGACGAAUGCAAGAAGAAAUGCAAAGAAUGCGACUUACAAUUUCUCAGCAAGAAGCCACCAUUCGAAACCAGAGCACAGCCCUUCAACAACUGCCAAGACAACAUCAUGAGGCCACAAACCUCAAUUCAAGUGCGUAUGGAAACACUCAAUCAUACGGCACGAUGCAUGGCAGGAACCAAAGCCAGCAGAUGGCGCUGCCGGCUCAACCAAUGCUUCCUCAAAACACACCCGGCAACUUCGCACAACAACAGCAAUCUCUCUCACACGUGCCGUCAGUUCCUGCACGAGGACGACAACAACAAGGCAUUCAACAAACACCAUACGGCCAUACUCGCAGCCAAACAUUUGGCACGCCAAUGACAAGACAACCAGGCUCACAACAGCCAAUGCCACAAGGUGGUGGCAGACAUGGACAACCUAGCGUCAAUCAAUUCGGGUCUCCUGAACCAAGACCAUUCAACACCAACGCUGGUCGCCAAGUCCCGCCACAGACACCACGAGUCGGCAACCCACGUCAGAGCAGCCAAUCAUCAGCAAACAGAAACGCUCGAAGCACUCCGAGCAGUCAAGCCGUGCAGCAGCCAGCCUUGCAAGACAACUCAAUGGCUCUAGUCACGAUACCUGAAGUCAGUGGAACACCAUCAGUCAAGGAGCAAUUCCAAAAAGUCUGGUAUAUGGCAGAAAGAUACUGCUGGGCACAUGUCAACCAUGUAAGCACACAGAAGGACGGCAACAUGCCACAGGCAGUCAAGGACAGGAUAGUCCAAACUGCAGCGCCAGUACACGCAUACCCACUGAUGGGUUCACCAUUGACUCGGUACAUGAUGGCCACCAAGGUUGUAGUGCAAUGGAUCAUAAAGAACAUCCUGAAGCACGAUAGCUUCCGAGGGUUUGAUCUCGAGGUAGAUGCGGCCAUUGAGGCCAACAAGAACCAGAUCUACCAAUCAACCCCAGCACAAGUCAAGUACCAGCUGCUCAACAACAUCGGAUACCAGAUGUCUGUCCUCCAGAAGAAGCCCGGUUUCGACGGAUUCGUCAAUCACCUCGCCCGAGACCGCGGCAACCAGCUCUGGCAGAUCAUCAAUCCGAUGAUGCACGAAAGAUCAUCAUGCGACUGGGAAGACUUGCACCUCCUCAUGACCGAGGCACAUACGCUUGCACAACUGAUGUUCUCCGGAGCAGACCAGUACCGAUUCGAGACGCCAAACGGCAAUGACAUGUUCAACAAGACCACCAUGGUGCCGAGAUUUUCGGAACCAUCCAAGGGCAUGCAAGCGGAGCAGCUGGAGGCACGGGGUAUGAGAAUCAAGCUUGCACUAACUCCAGAAGUCAUAUGCAAGACAAGCACACCACUGGGACUGGUCAGCGAGACGACCAUUCUGCAAGCAUACGUGCUGAUUGCAUAA